This is a messenger RNA of Dendroctonus ponderosae (mountain pine beetle), 12952 nucleotides long. It is a transcript of the gene Vps13D, whose product is annotated as intermembrane lipid transfer protein Vps13D. NCBI's taxonomy places the organism in Eukaryota, Metazoa, Arthropoda, Insecta, Coleoptera, Curculionidae. Gene Ontology annotation, biological process: protein targeting to vacuole; protein retention in Golgi apparatus; mitochondrion organization. The record is from RefSeq and is a predicted model, not a curated record. The transcript has 62 exons. Gene Ontology annotation, cellular component: extrinsic component of membrane. Gene Ontology annotation, molecular function: protein binding. Bases 230 to 12619 code for a protein of 4129 amino acids.
AACUUUCAUGAAUGAAAUCAUAUGUCUGAAAACUGCGAUUGAUGAGAUUUCAAAGUCCUUUUUUCCAUAUCCUUUAAAGUACUCGAAGUGAGGAUCCGGUUAGGCCUUAGAUGGUCCAAGUAUGAAGUCCUGGUAAACUGGCCAACACCUGCAAGGCGGACAUUGCAUCAGUACUCCCGGUUCCAUAUAAUGAAAAUCCUUAAAACUCGCACAAAACAACUAUAAAAAAAUGCUUGAAGGACUAGUGGCGUGGAUCCUAAACAACUACUUGGGGAAGUAUGUAAAACUCAACACAGACCAGCUUAGCAUUGCUUUGCUGUCCGGGAAAGUCGAGCUGGAAAAUGUGCCGCUUAAAACGGAUGCUUUAAGCCAGUUGGGUUUGCCCAUCCAAAUCCGCGCUGGUUUUAUAGGCAAAGUGAAACUACAAAUCCCCGUUCGUCAAAUCAGAUCGGCCCCUUGGGUUAUAGCUUUCGAGCAGCUUUACGUGGUUGCUAGUCCGUUGCCUUUGGAAGAGUGGGACAAUGAGAAAGAGCAGACCUUGCAGCACAACUUGAAAAUGUCUGCCCUGGUUAGCUUAGAGGCCAAAUGGCGAAUGGAGAAGGACUUCAAGGGCCCCGACUAUUACGCAUCCAGCUAUUUUUCCUGGUACAGCUAUGGCACGGGUUUUGCUUCGGAAAUUCUGGAGAACAUCCAGCUGAAUAUCAAGGAUGUUCACAUCCGCUAUGAGGAUUCCUGCAGUAUUCCGGGCAAAUCAGUGGCAUUCGGCAUCACAAUCGACUCAAUCACCGCUCAGAAUUGCGAUAGCAACUGGACACCGCGCGGGAAUCAGGGUAGCCACGAGACGCACUCUUUUGAGCUUCUGGAGCUGGACGCUUUUGCCACUUACUGGACAAUGUUUGAUAUCGGCGAGACCUUCGUGAAUAAAAGUGUCGCCGAACUAGUGGAAUUGAUGGGUUCGAGCAAAGCUAGAAAAACAAUAAAGGACUACAUAGUGCCAACAGUUAGUGCUGUUGCUCAUCUGAAGCGCAACAAGAGUAUCCAACCGCUCAGAUCCAGUUCCACUCCUAGAAUAGAAUGUGAUUUAAUUUUAGAAGAUGUACCUUUAACUCUGGUCGAUUGGCAAUACAACCAAAUAGUAACGUGUAUAAACGGCUUGGAGAACAUAUCGAAACUUAGGGCGUAUCGACAGUAUAAACCGUGGAAUUCGGUAAAAGAGGAUCCUAGGACUUGGUGGUACUAUGCAAUCAGUUGCUUGUACCCUGGAGGCCAGCCGAAUCUGUGCAGAUCCAGAAUGACAUGGGAGAAAUGUUUGCUGAGGGCCCAACAAAACGUUAGUUACGUUCGAGUUUAUAAAAAGCUUCUAAUCACCCCAUCGGCAUCCCUGACGACAGAAGAGAAUAAAAUAAAAGACGAAGUGGAAAAGGCCCGCUGUUAUGAAGAUCUGAAGGUCCUAAAAGAGGUGGCGAUGAGAACGGUAACUUUACCAUCAAAAAGUGCCGUUCAAAAUACCUCCAGUGGCCGCAGUAUGCUGAAAAGUUGGUUCCCUCAAUGGAUGGGCUGGUACUCAACUCCCACAUCGGAAAGUACCGCUCAAGAAACUCCCGAAGCAAACCAGUUGGAAGGCGAGAUUUUGCAGGUUUUAGCCGACACAGCCGAGAACAACACUGUUUUGAAGCGGGACGCGGUGUUUGGGCAGUUUUCCUUUUGCUUGAAAACCGGCACUCUCAGUCUGUGCUCUCUAGAUCCAGAAAUCAAUGAAACCUCGCCUAUGAUUGAGCUGGAGUUUACGAAUGUGUCCUUAACCAUCUGCAGUAAACCGCGGACUUCUUCACACUCAGUGGAGCUGAGUUUGGAUGCCAUCUACCUCAAGGAUAGAAUGACCAACAGCACCAUGUUUCCCAUACUAGUCGGCCCUCCUGGUCUAGAUAGAACGUCCUUAGCCAGAACCAGGAACGCCACUGCGGCCAACCCCAGGAACCCCAGCUUUAAUAAACUAGACGAAGCUGAUCAGCAGCUUUUUUACUUAAUUUACGAAAAAAGGCCGCCCCAUUCCGGUUGCGACUACAGACUCAACGUGAGAACGAAAUGCUUGGACGUAGUCUACCAGCCCAAUGCUGUUAAAUGGAUGCUCAACUUUCUGUGCUUUCCGCAUCAGCGCGACAUCACUCAAUCGAGAAUCGAAGCCAUGAAGUCGAAAACCAAAUUGGAACUGUUUAAGAACUGGGAGCAUAUCUUAGGAGGGCGAGUGGUGGAGCGCAGUACUUGGGAGCUGGAACUGCACAUCUCAGCGCCCCAGAUCAUUUUCGUUGAGAAUUUCACUGAUCAAAACUCCGCAAUGGCUGUGAUCGAUUUCGGUAGACUGAAAUUGAAGAACAACGUUUCCGGGCUGGAGCCCCCUAGCAAGCCCGACUUUAUCACCAAAGAGAGCGAGGAUGAUGAAACAUUUCUGACGCCCUGCUCCACGCCGCCGGUGAGUGAGGAUUCCGAAGAUCAGACCUUGGAACCGGUUUCGCAGAUUGAAGAUUUGCCGGACUUCAAGUUGGAUGAGACAAAUUUUCACAACAAACUGUAUGAUUGCUACAGCCUCGAGCUGAACGACCUGCAGAUUCUGAUUGGAAAAGCUCGAGAAAACUGGCGAUAUGCCUUGAAUAAAGGCACUUCUAACUUGCAUGUAGUGGAUAGAUUCAACAUUUCCCUGCAGAUUGAAAGAAGGGUAGUCUAUACAAGCGACCCAUUGUACCCUAGCUUGACUUUGAACGCCAAUCUACCGAAGCUAGUGGUGCAUGUAAACGAAAGCAAGAUAUGCUCAGCUAGGAACCUGAUCCAGCUGAUUGUGUCAACUGGGAUUCCAAGUCCAUUCGGCGCAAAUGAGGAGUUUGGAAGCGAUGUUGUUGAUAGCGGCGAGGAGAACGAGGAAAGCACCAGCAUAGACACCAGUUUGGAAAUGUCCAGGUUGCUCAUGAUGCAGUUUACAGUCGACCAGAUGUCCUUAGAGUUGCAAAGCAGGGGAAGAUCGGUUGCUGAACUGCAAGUGGCUGGAGUCAAGGUAGCUCUGACUAAGCGCGCAGUGGACAGCAGCAUCACUCUCACCGUGCACAGUCUCCUUUUGGUCGAUGCCUUGCAGAAUUUCGGACCUGAUUUCGAAUUGCUCGUGGCCAGUCAUAAGCACGUUGGCAUGGAUUCGAUGUCUGGAAGCAUCAGAGACAGCGAACCGACUUCUCCAACCUCGCCAGGCAGUCCAGAUCCAAACGCAGCCCGGCAAGAAGCCACGUCUCCAGUUACUUUGACGCAGGCCUUGAGUUCUUUGUCGAUUGAUCCGCCUGAUUGGGCUGGGGCGCUACGGGAUGGCGUUUUUAUGGACUCUGAGGCCUUGAUCUCGAUAGAUAUUUGCUUGGUGUCCGGCGUGGAUCCCAUUCAGAUUGCAAAUGUUCAGUUUAACAACCUGGAUAUAAUAGCCAAUCAAGAGACCAUAGUGGAACUGGUCGGGUUUGUUCGAAGAGUGCUGCCCAAAGCGCAACGAUCUUCGGGCGCCAAUUUACCCUCAAUGAUUCCCACGAGUGUGAAAGGAUCCACUGAGUCUUUAGUUGAGGAUGCCAUGUCUACUAUAGCUGGGACCACCGAAUUAACCUUUGACUUUCAUCGCCUCAAUGUACUGCUCCUGCGAGGAGUUGUACGUGAAGGAACCCUCUAUGGCAAGAAGAUCUGCACUGCUACAAUGAGCGAGGCAAAAAUCCACGCAACCGUUGCCAAGAAGCUGGAGGUGGAAGGAUCGCUUGGAGGCCUUCAGGUGCUGGAUUUGACGCCAGAAGGGCAACGGCAUCAACGCAUCAUCAGCGUUGGGCGCGAUCCGCUGCAAGAAGUGCCGCAUCCCAUCUAUGUGAUGGCCGGGCCUACGGAGGACAGCAAAGCUUUCAGCUUCAAAGUGGUUCGACAUCUGAACAGUUCGUUGUGCAACAAGGAUACUGCCGAUGUCACAGUCAGGAUGGCAUCCUUGUGGUACACGCAUUCGCCGAUGUUUGUCGUUGAAUUGCAAAGCUGCGCCACUGAGUUUAAGCAAUAUCUGGCCAAUUUGGCAAGGUCCAUCCGCGCCGCAGCCACAGACAUGGCUUUAGGGCUGGUCCACGCCCGUGCAGAGGCUUUGGCGCAGUCAUUGAGCAUGAACAAGCGCCUGCCUAGCUCGAUUUAUGGCAGUGCGCUGUCGUUUACUGAAACAGCUUCUCCUGGAAAGCGCCGAAGGAGAAACAGCAGCAACGAAGCCAGUGCGUUUGCAUCAGCAAGGGACACAGUCCUGCAAACCCCUUAUAGUCCCGGCGAAGAGGAACACUUCCUCAUUGAUAUGAAUCUUGACAUAGAGUUGGACAGUCCCGUGCUGGUUUUGCCCAGAUCUAGCUCGAGCCCCGAAGUGUUUGUGGCUCAUCUGGGGAAAAUCCGAAUCUCCAACGAACCACAGAAUGUGUCCCAAGACUCGAUCAAAAAUGGAAAUUCUUUGACUUAUGAUGAGUAUCACAAAGAGCACUACGACAUUGAGAUUAGGGAUAUGAAUAUUUAUUCGCUCAAUACCCAAUCGCGAAGGGUUCCAGGCCCAAUAAUAUGCAGGCCUGAGGUCAUGUACAGUUGCAGAACACUGGCCAAGCCCAUUUUGCACGACACAAUGUUGCAGUUAAAUGUGCUUCGGGAAAUUCAGAUGAGAAACAGCAGCGAGUCGAUUUUAUUGGAAGAUGAAGAGGAUGAAAACUUGACCGACCAGCCUUCAGAGAAGAUGGAGAUUUCCGGAAGUAUCGUCACCGCUCUAAAGAUGUCUUUGACUAGAGCCCAAUAUGAGCAGGUUUUGGAUACGGUGCAGUGGCUCACGUCGUCUCCAGUUUUGAACGAUUUUCAUCGCAUUUCCAGCUUGAGUUUCAUACAGCAGGGAACGUUGACGGAUAUUCGCGAAGAAGAUACUGGUGUUAUCACGUUGAACAUGGAUCCGCAAGUGCGGGCUAAAAUGUUCGCGCCCAAUAUAGGUCUAGACCAAAAAGCCCCGAGCACUUCUUUGCAACAAUUGCGAGUUUUCUUGAAGCUUAACUUUGAGGUGCCGGUUUUCACUGUGGAACUUCGAGGCGAUGGGCCGAACGGCGAACAGGGACUGGUCGAUUUGAGUUUCCGCGAUUUCGUUUUCAACUACGAGAAAUGCCACAAGUUUGAGACCAAUGUGCAAGUGUCUUUGAAGUCGAUUUUCAUGGAGGAUUUAUUGCAACCGGAUGGGUCCAGGCAACGUUCAAUGGUGAUUUCUUCGAACAGCUCCGAUCCUCCUCCUAGCACUAGUUGCGUGUCGCGUUCCUGCCCAGAUAUAAGCGACCAUUUUUAUAUGCACUCGUUGUCGCGCGGGUCUUUGCCUGACCAUUUGGAAGCCGCCAAUGUCUUUGGUGUUGGCCACAUUUACAAGCAGGAUCGGAUAACUGGCAGGUGGCCUCGAAAUGUUUAUCCAUGUACGCCUCCUCCAAGCCCCAACCAAGCGCGCUCAAGGCCCGAGAGGAAUCUGGUGCUAAUUUCCACACUUCUGGUAGAUCCACUAGCGCCGAACUUCGACACCAGAUACCAUUCAACGCAACGGUCCACUUCAGUGGACUUUAACUGCUUGGACUUGGUCAUCAGCGUGCCAUCUUGGGUGGUGGUGAUUGAUUUUUUCAGCGGCAGUUCCACUACGAGCAAAUAUGGCUCUUAUGUGUCCAGCUCCAAGGAGGAGCUGAAAAUCAGCAAUCCUGAGAGAAAUGUUAAGACGGUGACCAACAUCACUGUCUGCUCGCUUACAGUCGGCCUGGUUAAGGCGGACAUGGACAUAGCAAGGGCGAAUAUUUCCAACGUGGAAGUAUCGGUGAAAACCCGGGGCUGGCAUAAGGAAGUUAAGGGCAAACUCGGCUCCAUAUCGCUGCUGGAUUUGACGCUUCAUGGCCAGAUUUAUAAGGAGCGGUUCUUAACUUCUGGAAAGGAAGCGCUCCAAUUCAAAUACAUUAGGCACACGCCAGAUGGUGUGAAAGAUUACGACGCUCAGUUAACACUAGAUAUGGCCUCCGUCAUGUACGUCCAUACUAAGAGAUUCGUAGCGGAGCUUCAGGCAUUUUUCAAUAAAUUCAUUGAAAGACAAGACGCGGUUCUCAAAGGGCUUCAAGCGGCCACCAGCGGAAAACUGGUAUCCAAUGAGCCGCUUCGCCUUUCUCUGGUUUUAAAGGCUGGUUCGCCGAUUAUUUUAUUGCCAGUGAGUUCCAAGUCCACCAGCCUGGUGAUAAUCGACUUGGGGAAGUUGCUGGUCACUAACACGUUCAAGUUUUCGGGCGAUGAGGGCACUAUAAGCUCGCUUUCCGAUCCUACUACCAACAAGAAGUGUUUGCUGGAAGUGAUGCUUAUAGAACUGGAAAAUAUGGAUUUGUACACGGGAGUCAAAGACAGCGAGUUGAACCCGGUGAAGAACAGUUAUCCGCAAGAUAGCUUCAAGUUCGGAUCGUCGUUUAUUAUGCGCAAAGGGCCUUCGCUGCUCACCAAGAAGGUGGAACUUAAGCUGCGAUAUGAGAGGAAUUUGCACCGGAAUUUCUGCCGAAUUGUGCCGGAUUCCAGCAUAUACGGCCAUCUUUCCACUUUGGACUGCGCGCUGGAUUUGCAUCAGUACAAGCUAAUUCGCGGAUUAUUGGCUUUCAAUUUGGGCGAAGACACCGAAAGGAUUUAUCCGUCGGUUUCGGACAAAAACAUUCCCAAUGAGCUAGAAAACAAGGAAGAAUGGAUUCUGUCGUCAAUCAAAUUAGACCUCCAGAACGUGUCCUUGCGCUUGGUGAAAUCGCACUCGCACAAUUCUCCGCUCACGUGCAUCAACUUCAUCAAAUCCCAUCUUACCAUGGAGACUUUCAGCAAUCUCAGCCAGGACAUUGAUUUGGUAUCACAGGAAAUUUUGCUAGUUGACACGAGAUGCUAUGGAUCAGAUCCAGAGUCGCCCUGCAACGUAUUCACCAACAUUCUGCAGCCAAUCAAAGACGCAGCCAGCGGCAGCGAUUUGGUGCAGGCGGAAAUUCAUUCCAGGCGCCGCAAGGAUCAUACCAAAGUCACCAUCCUGCUAAACAACAUGAGAUUGAUGGCGAUAUUUGAUUGGUGGGAAGCAGUGCGGGAGUAUAUUUUCCAAGAAAUCGACAACGUUCAAGCGAGUCCAGAGCGACAAAUGGAACGAGCCAAACCGCCCAACAAUGCCACUUUUGAACUCAAACUCAACGUUACGGAUUCAGAGUUUGUUUUGGUGGAAAACUCAUCAGAAGAGGACUCAAAUGCCGUGAUCUUGAAGAGCACCACUGUGAUUAAAUAUCGGCCAAUCGAGGACAAGCAGUUAUCAUGCAAUCUGAACAAUUGCGAAAUGUUUUCUUGCAUUCUUGGCAAGGAAAAUGAAACCGCUCUUUCCAUCAUAGACCCGAUCACAUUAAAUAUCGACCUGAUUAAGGAUGGUUUGCUGGAAGUGCAGUUGCAGUUUUUAACCGUGCGCUUAUCGUAUCACGACAUGUGCAUGUUCAGGCAAAUGCUAGAUUCGCUGCCCAAGCAGUUGUGGUCAGGAAAAGACAAGAGCGCCACCCAAGGCCAUAAAAAGAACAUCCAGACGUUGAGGGCGUUGGGAUUUCAUUAUCAGGACUGCGUCCAGGCUCUGGAGGAAUGCGAGGAUCGCCUGGAUGAUGCUGCAGUUUGGUUGACUCAACACGCUAGUGAAUUGGCUGAUGUAAAGGACCAGAACUCUUUUAACGUGAAUGCUAUUGAGGUCAAAGCCAAUUGCAUAUCCAUCUGCAUAAUAGACGAUUGCGGCGAUUCGGAUGUGCCCUUGCUAGAGGUGUCUUUUUCCGAUCUGGAGAUGAAGCAAAUCAUCCCCAGGCUGGAUGUGGCCAAUCCCAAGUCCUCCUCGGCGCAAUUGCGUUGCAGUUUGACUGCCAAUUAUUACAACAGAGUGUUGUCUGGAUGGGAACCCAUCCUUGAACCAUGGAUUUGUAAAGUUUUAUGGGACAAAGUCCCGUCGCAGAACCUCAUCAAGAACCGUUCAAUAAUCCGCGUGGAAUCCAAGCAUACAUUUAACGUGAAUGUGACCUCAACGUUCAUGGAUCUGUACAAGCAAGUGAAAGAGAACUGGACUUCCGAUUUUCGCAAGUACGCCUCGUCCAGUGGCUUCAGAUCUCGAUCUCCUUUCGUGCCAUUCGCUUUGAAAAACGACACUGGCAGCCCUUUGAACUUCUCCGUUAACAUCAGCGACGUUUCUGGGCAGUUUUCGGCCCCAGCAAAUACAGAUAACUGGGUGGAGGUGCCACCAGGAGAAACUGUCCCAUUCUCCUUUACCACUCGAGUAGAUAAGCGCAGACACCAGAAUUCCCAUAAAAUGAAAAUGCAUCAACUGGCGGUCAAAGUGGAUGGAUGGCAGUGUGUGCAGCCAGUCACUGUGGAUAAAGUGGGCACUUAUUUCAGGGACACACCACCGCAGAUUCAAAAUAAUUACUUGGAUAUUCCACCUGCUAGGAUAGUCUUCGAUAUAGCACUGGAAGGCUCCGCUAGGAAACUGAUAACUAUCCGAUCGGGUUUGACAAUAAUCAACAACUUACCACAGUUGAUGGAAGUUAAGUUGGAGAGCCGUUUGCCGCAUGACAGUGCAGCGUUAUGGGUGCCGAGCAGAAGCUUCACAAUAGACCCCGAUUCCAGCCUCGCAGUGCCUUUGGCUCACACACAUUCCCAGAUCCACAUCAGGCCUUCGGGCAUGCUGCAUCAGUACACGUAUUCCUCAUCGGCGGUUACUUGGGAGAAAAUGCUCCACACUUCCGAUAGAAUGUUCACUUUGCGCACUUGCCACACUCACAAGGGCCACAACUAUAGGUUUGCUGCGGAGAUAACGAAGGAAAGAGUCCUAGUCGAGCGCAGCACGCGCAUGGAGCAGCUGGCGCAUCGCAUCACGUUGCAUCCGACCUUAAAACUCGUCAAUCUCCUUCCGGUGGACAUGCAGUAUGUUAUAUUGGGAGAGUCAGGCAUUGUUAAGGCCGGGCAAAAAGCCGCUCUAACUCACGUGGAUGCUGAGGAGUCGGUUCAGUUGGACAUACGAAUCGAAGGCUUUAAGACCUGCUCAAAUGUGUUGAUUCCUGUUGGUGCGUCCGAGUUCUCCUGCAGAGUCAAGCUGGAGGACAACAAGCAAAGGAAGCUGUAUCUCACGGCGGAGGUUUUGAUUAAUCGCGGCGCCAAACUGAAAGUGAAUAUAUUGGCUCCGUACUGGAUAAUCAACAAGACUGGGCUGCCGUUGGUUUUCAAGCAGUCGGGAACGUCCAGUGAAAGCGCGGGGCAAUUUGAUGAGCAUGAGCAGGCCCGGAUGAUAACGCCUUUGCUCUUUAGUUUUUCCGAUCACGAUGCCAGCAGCACAAUUAACGCCCGAGUGGGAAAACGGGUUGUCUGGGACGGAAAUGCUCAGUGGUGCUCAAACUUCCAUGUGCGCAAAGGUACGCAAUACAGGAAGCUGCACGUGACGAUGAGAGACAGCAAAAGCGACACAGUGUUUAUAAUUGGGAUCGAAGUGCGACCGGGCAGAGGCAAAUAUAGGGGGACCCACAUCAUUUCUAUCGCCCCUAGAUAUCAGCUGCACAACCGCAGCUCCUUCAAGCUCAUGUUCGCACAAUCCUAUUUAGUCAAGGACGGGGCUGAUAACGUUCAGAACCAGAAAACCUUCCUAAAGGCGUUGCCCAACUCGUUCACGUCGUUCCACUGGUCGAGUUUGGACAAGGAUCAACUGCUCUGUGUCUCAAUUGAAGACAUCCCCAACUGCUGCUGGUCGGGCGGAUUUAAAAUCGACACCAUCAACUCCAUGCAUAUCAAUAUCAGAGAUCCCAAUUCGCGCGUCUAUUUUCUCCGCCUGGAAGUGGUGCUGCAGAAUGCCACGUUCUACGUGAUUUUCACCGAUGCGGACAAAAUGCCGCCACCCAUUCGGGUGGACAAUUUUUCCGAAGUGGCCAUCAAGUUCGGCCAGAGCUGUUUCAUAGAUGUGAUGCACAGCACCGCGCGCGCUCAUUCAAGCGUCCCGUACGCUUGGGACGAAUGCACCAAGCCGCAAUAUAUAAAGCUGGUGGCUCCAGGCGGGAUGUCCCGCACUUGCGACAUGAACACGUUGGGAGCAGUGGCCGAUCUGACCUACGAGAACUUCAUUUACAUAGCUUUUGUUGGCACGUUUAAGAAUGCGCCCAAAGGGAAGGAGCUGUACGACGUGGAGAGUCAAGAGCUGGUGCUGGACGUUGGCGGCAAGAACAAAGUUAUUCUUGCGCGAAAAAUACCUGGACAGCGGUCGCAGCUGUGGAAACUGACCACUGAUGGAUAUCUGCAGCAUGAGGGCAGUUUGCCCCCCAAUCACCCCAACACGCCAAGACAACAGGACAACAUUUUGGUGCUCGAUAUCGCUGAUACUGCUCCUCAACCGAAUUACUGUUCUAGAUAUGGUAGUGGUGCGAGAUACCAACCACAAUUGUAUAAUUCUUUUGGCAGACUGACGUUGAAGCGGGUGGAUCCUCGUCGACUUUCCACCCAAAGGUGGAGGUUUACUGAAAGUGGGCGGCUUUGUUGCGCUCACGACAACAUGUGCGUUCAAGCGGAGGACGGACUGUAUGGUUUACGUGAAGGAGGCGCUGUCGUUUUAGGGCUGCCACAGCAGCCAAUUUGCCACAAAAAGACCGACAAAGGAAUACCCAUAGAGCAAGCCGUUGAAUUCCAGCGAUUACGGCCUGGAUCCGGCUCUUUAUCCGUCUACAUUAGCAUGGAUGGACCUACACAGGUGAUCACUGUAAAAGACAAGCACGAGACGAGAGCGUACGCGCUCUUAGAUGAUAGGGAAUGGGGCACUAUAAGCAAACGGCCAAAGCUGGGCGUUGAUGAUGAUGCUGCUAGCAACGACAAUGAACUGCAAUUCAACUUGGACCUCAACGGCAUCGGGGUGAGCAUGGUGUGCCGAAAGGCUCCAGAAGAGCUGCUCUACGCGCAUUUUUCCAACAUAAUCGCUGAAACCAUCCUGACUCCCGAUAACAAGCAGUUCUGCCUCAGUGUUAAGGAUGUGCAAAUCGACAACCAAUUACUUGAUGCAAAUGUGCCGGUUGUCCUCUAUGUCACUCCUCCAAAAAGUAGCGAUGAGGCGACGGACUUCUUGCCUGCAAUAGACUUCAAAGCGGAGAUACAGCCGCAAAUGAAUGAGAACGCCGUGAUAUUUAAGCAUUUAAUCUUAAGACUUAAGAAAAUAACAGCAAUAAUCGAGGAGAAGCUGCUGCUGAAGGUUCUAGCAUUUAUCGGCCUUCAUGCCAAGGAGGAGGAAGUGAUUAGCAAGGACGAAACCGAUCACGAAACUCACCGCUUAUUAAUGGAAGUAUCAGCUUCCAGCUCCAAAAGAUACUACUUUGGAGUUCUGAAGUUGAUCCCCGAUGAAAUCAGGCUGAGCGUUCGAACGUCCAGUAAAUUGCCCAAGCGGUUGCACCGAAUCAAAAAGAAACUGGGACUCACGCUGAUCAAGUUCGAGGACGCGGCCAUUCUUCUCGAGCCGUUUGAUCGGAAGCAUCCGUUCGAAACCACCCAGUUCCUGUUCAAGAGCAUUUUGAAGCAUUUCAAAGAUGAGCUGAUGUGGCAGGCUGCAGUGAUUUUGGGAUCGAUAGAUUUCAUCGGAAAUCCGCUCGGGUUGAUGAAUGACGUUUCGGAAGGAUUAUCUGGGUUUAUCUUCGAAGGCAAUGUGAGUGCCCUAGUGAAGAACGUCACUCAUGGACUGUCGAACUCAGCGGCCAAAGUCACUGAGUCGCUGAGCGAUGGGUUGGGAAAAAUCGCCAUGGACGACUAUCAUGAGGAGAUGAGGCAGAAAAUCCGACAGGUGCAAUCUGGGAAAUCCUCCGACCAUAUCCUGGCAGGAAUUAAAGGACUAGCUUUUGGCUUGCUAGGCGGAGCCACGGGGAUUUUUAAGCAGGUGUACGAAGGCGCCACUAGUGAUGGUAUUCCAGGUGUGUUUUCGGGAGUUGGUAAAGGCGUUGUGGGUGCGUUCACUAAACCAGUAGUGGGCGUUUUGGAUUUCGCCUCCGAAACGGCCAGAGCGGUCAGAGACUCCAGCAGAAGCAAAUUGACUCCCGAACGAAGGCGAUUACCCAGAUGCGUUUAUGGCCCUGGAAGCUUGUUGCCUAAGUAUGACCUGAAACAGAGUCAAGGACAGCAGUUUUUGUACACAGUCAACGGCAACAACUACGAAGAAAGACUGCUGGCUUACCAAAUUGUGGGCAACCUAUCCGAAGACCUGCUGUGUAUAGUCUCGGAUAAAAUGAUUCGGAUUGUGACUACAUCACGUGCCCCUGAAUUGACCCCGGUUCUUGAAUGUUCUCUUAGUGACCUGGAAAGCUGCAACGUGAUUAAGGAAAAAGAGAGCGGCGAUCCCAGAUACUACAUCGAAAUUGCCAUGCAUUAUACGGGAAGUACUAUUCUAGUAAAGCCUGAUGCCAUCAAGCGACCUCGGGUGAGAUGCCGCUCCGCGGAAUUGGCGCUCACCACUGCUCAGCAAAUUAACUAUGCCAAAAAACUCUACGUGGAGAAUUUGUACACUUUAUCCAGUGACGAGAACGUUACUGCUUUGGAAGACUGACUCGCCUGUACAUAAAAUCGAACAUUUAGGUUUAUUUUUGUAGGUAUAAAGCAGACCUGUACAGUGUAUAUUAGUAGAAAGAGCGAUUGGGGGCUGCACAGUUUCUCCGUCGGGUGCGAGGAAUGUUUUUGCUGCAAGUAGAUUUCCAUUUUUUUAGGGCACACUGCAAGUUUUAUUUGUCGUUCGUAGUAAUGUUCUUUUUUAAAAUUUAGGUGUUGACUUCUCGCAGAUACUCGCAGUUUUAGCGACUGUUUCGAACAAAACAUGUGAUAUGUGGGUUUGUUACUUUUCUGCAUACUUUUAUUUCUUACAAUAAACAAAAUAUUUAACGUU